AUGAACUUAAUAUUAAUUAGUUCAAAAUGUAUUUAUGAAAUCAAUAAUGAAUUUUUUUUCAGAACAGAUGAUAGGCAAACAAAUCAUUUAAAAAGUAUCUUAAAAGUACAAUUAAAUCAACAUGUUAAGGUUGGAGUAAUUAAUAAAGGUAAGGGAGAAGGAAUCAUAAUAGAAGAAAAUAAAAAUUAUUAUGUUAUAAAGUUGUUGUCACCUAUUCAUUUAGAAAAACCAGAAUCUAGAUUCAUUCCAAUAGACGUCGUUAUAUGCAUACCGAGACCAAAAAUAUUAAAUAAAAUGUUACAACAAUUAUCUUCUGUUGGAGUUAAAAAAAUAAUUAUUGUAUUUUCAGAAUAUUCAAAUAAAUCAUAUGAGUCAAGUAAAAUUUUUAGAAAUGAAGAAAUAAAAUAUGCACUUCAAUUAGGAUUAGAGCAAGCUAUGUGCACACAAUUUCCCGAAACUUAUAUACAUUACUCUUUUAACUCUUUUUUUAUGAAUAUUCAAAAAUAUGCUGAUGAUAAUACAAUAAAAUUGUGUGCACAUACAGAUAUCAAAACAAAUACUACUUCAAAUGAAUUUUCUAUUUUAAAUAAAGAGGAAGGAAAAAUUCUUUUAAUGCUUGGAUGUGAAAGAGGUUUCUCAGAUCUUGAAAUUUAUUUGAUUAAAAAAUUAGGAUUUAAUUUUCUAUAUUUAACCGAAAGAAUUUUAAAGUGUGAAACAGCCAUUUUAAUAAUUAUUGGGCAGCUACUUUUGUUAACAGAAAAUACGUAUUUAAGGCCUAAUGGUAAAAAAAUGAGAAGAUACUCAAAAGAUAGAAAUGGUUAUAUAGAAAAGAAUAUAAUGAAAAGUAAAAAUAAAGAAGAAAUUAUAGAAAAUAAUUACAACUUUCAAGAUAAAACAGAAAUUAUUCAUGAAAUAAAAGACAUUUUAGUGAAUGAAACUUUUUCUUCUGAACAAUUGAAAACUUACAUAAGUAAUUUUAUAAAAGAACAUGAAAGUAUGAAAGAUUUCGAAAAUAUUUUUAGUAGUAAUGAAGAUAAUGUACUAAAGCAAAAAACAAAUAUUAUAGAUGAAAUUUUAAAAAAUAUAUCCUCUUUUAAUAAAAAUGAUGAAAAUAAUUUUGAAAAUAUAUAUUUAAGUUUGCUACUAAAGAAAAUUAAAUAUAAAAAUCGUUUUUGCUUAUCAUAUAAUGAUGUGAAAAAUAAUGUUGAUGAUGAUGGUGUAUUUAUAUAUAGAACACAAAGAUAUAUUACAAAAAAAAAAAAAAAUUUGUUAAAUGAUUUGCAUUCAACAUAG
Plasmodium gallinaceum is the source of this 1293-nucleotide messenger RNA. Its product is annotated as RNA methyltransferase, putative. NCBI's taxonomy places the organism in Eukaryota, Apicomplexa, Aconoidasida, Haemosporida, Plasmodiidae. The transcript has a single exon. Bases 1 to 1293 code for a protein of 430 amino acids. Gene Ontology annotation, biological process: rRNA base methylation. The record is from RefSeq and is a predicted model, not a curated record. Gene Ontology annotation, molecular function: rRNA (uridine-N3-)-methyltransferase activity.